Messenger RNA from Larimichthys crocea (large yellow croaker), 4161 nucleotides. RefSeq names its product histone-lysine N-methyltransferase 2A-like. The transcript is spliced from 9 exons. Gene Ontology annotation, molecular function: zinc ion binding; DNA binding. NCBI's taxonomy places the organism in Eukaryota, Metazoa, Chordata, Actinopteri, Sciaenidae. The record is from RefSeq and is a predicted model, not a curated record. Bases 116 to 3199 code for a protein of 1027 amino acids.
AUGAUGCAUCUGGGGCUCCUUUCUAUCUCGCGCCUUUGCUGCUCGCGGUCCAUCUUGCCUCAUAUCGCUGCUGUCAGCCUCUGCCCGCGCGCCGUCCGUGUUGUUGUAGUAAAUAAUGGCGGCAUCGGGAGGCGGAUUAUCACCUCCCGCUACCGUCGCGGGCUUGAGUGCCCAAGGGGUCGCCCGGGCUCGUUUCCCGGGUCGGCCUUGCACGGCUCGCAGCAGGCUGCGGUCGGAGAAACGUAUCAGACGCGGAAGAUUGGGCUUGGACGACGGGGAGCUCGCUGCCGGAGGGCCGAGGCCCGUCAACAUCGGCCUUGCGUUAAGCGAGGAUCCGUCCCUGCUGCGCCUGCUCGGGGUGACGGAGAAGCACAGGCGGCAGAAAGAUGUGGGCUUCGACUCCAGCAGUGAAGAGGAGGAAGAUUUCACUGGAUUUGGGACCACAAGAGUUCGUCCACAGAAAACUUCUGGCAAUGUUUCUCAGUCAUCGUUAGUCAGCCAAGCAAAGGCUCCCCAGGCUUCGGGUCAUUCUCUGGGAGCAAAGCCUCUCGUUGGAAAAAUUUUACCCAAGACUCCAAAAGCGGCUCUUAUUGGGAAAAUUGUACCAAGGGUCCCUAAAGAAGUCCAGGAUGGUAAAGACAACCCAGAAAAAGACCAACAAAUACCCAAAGCGGUUAUUCAACUGCAUGGCAAACAGGUAGCUCUCACUGCGAAAGCCAAACAUGCAGAUGUGCAGCCCUCAGGUAGACAGAGCAGUACAAGAUCAGCUGACAUUAUCAGGAGAACAGGAAAAUCAGCAGACUCAGGCAGCAAGCAAAACCAAACAGCUGCUACCUCAGCCGGUAGCCCCAAGCAAGAAAAGCCGCUAAGUUCUCUGACAGCAGUCAAGGGUGUAGAAAAGGCUUCCAAGGUCAAAGAAGAAGGUGAGGUGUCGGAGGACUCAUACACAGACCAAUCCCAGCCACAGAGAUCUGUCAGACGCAUAAGGGGCUUUCGAUUUGGGAACACCAGACGCACAUCUCAAGCAGUAGCUCUGUCAUUCACAUCCUUUCACAAACGGCAGAGGAAGAAAAUUCCUAAGGGCAUGGGUGCCUCUCCGGAGGCUGGAGCGGAGGCCGGUGCCCAAAGCGGAGAAGAGGCAGCAAUGCCUCUGGAGUGUAAAGGUGCAGAUUCUCCUGAAAAAAAAGUGCACAAAAAACAACGCAGGUCUUUGUUCGGAAAACGAAGGGCACCGAAAAAAAACCUUGAUCGGCCACGACUGAGUCGUAAUCGCACAAGGCGUGUUUUUUACACUUAUGUAACAGAGCCUGUUCCAGCCACGCCCACGCUGGAUGUGACUGAGCAGCAGGUGCAAGGUCAGAAUAUCACUCCAACAGAGGGUGAGCCAAGCUCCAUUUCUGAACAGGCCCAGCAGAGCUCAAACAACUCCACUCCUGUAAUGAGUGCACGGUCGUCCCGUGUUAUCAAAGUUCCGAAAAGGUUCUUGGACGAGCAAAUGAUUCCCUUCCCAAAAGGUUCUCUGACAACGUGGUUGAAAAGUCAACAGAGAGAUGACGGAAAACCAAGUCCAUCAUGUCAUGAGUCAAGCUCGGACGACAGCUCGCUGCCGUCAGACAGCGACUCUGCAUCUGUGGUUGACAGCCCGUCCUCUGUGUCAAAGUUCCCAUCAAAGCCCAGUCAAGGCUCGAGUCACCUAGAGAUCUAUAAGAACCUCAAGAAACUGACCUUGAAACUUGCCGAGAAAAAGAAAGGCCAGCCCGACGCUCAGGGGGAUUAUACACAUGAAGGUGACAGGUUGUCCUCUAAUGUCAAGAAGAGGCGGAGGUCAAAGAUCAUGAUGGAGGAGAUGGACUCUCCUGGUGUUGUGAGGAAACUAGCUGUGGUGGUGAACACUGAUGUGGAAGCUCUUUCACACGUGCCAUCAGCAGACAAAGGCAACAACAAUGAAGCUGGAAGCAUGACCGGGGACAGUCGCGAGGCGUUGGAAGUCAGCGGGCCGAGCCAUCGGAUUGGUCUCAGUGGAGCCAAUAAGACGAUGCUCCACCUGCUGAAGAAAGCCAAAGUCCAGCUCAUCAAGAUUGAUCAACAGAAGCAGCUCAAGUUGUCACAGUUGGGCUCCACAGAAUCUCAAGUGCCAGUGAGUGGAAGGAGGAGGAAGAGGAGAGUUGGCAUAUCUCCCAAAGACGCUCGCCCUCAGGAGCAGACGCUCGGUGGUCCGAGGAUCAAACAUGUCUGUCGGGCCGCGGCUGUGGCUUUGGGCCAGCCCCGCGCCAUGGUGCCAGAUGAUAUCCCCAGACUCAGCGCCCUGCCACUUCACGAGAGAGAGGGCAUCACCUUUUCUCCCACAGCAGAAGAUGUGGCAGAUGAUGACGAUGACAUCACUGAUCAGGGCAGGGCUCAGUGGGUUGUCUCUCAGGAAAACAUCCAGCGGAGGAGGAGGGGGCAGGGGAGGGGGAAGGGCCACAGGUUCAGGAAACGGAAGGUUCUGAGUCGGUUUGCGUCCGGGGGAGUUCGCUCCAGGCGCUGUGGACACUGCAAAGGCUGUUUGAUAGAGGAGGACUGCGCGGAGUGUGUCAACUGCCUCGACAAGCCCAAGUUCGGGGGACCCAACACCAAGCGACAGUGUUGCAUAUAUAAGAAGUGUGACCGGAUUGAGAAAGCAAAGAUGGAGCGCAUCAUCAAACCAUUUAAAGUCCAGUCGAGGCGGUUUUCGGGCUCUGUGUCAAGCAGUGACGAUGCGAACUGGAGGUUUGAAGGAGCAGACGAGGGAUCGUCCACAAUGUCGACUGGAGUCAGGAAACAGUCCCUGCGUAACAUCACGCCACGCUCCUACAGCGGACUGUUGAAGUCUGAAUCUGAAGAAGAGGACAAAGGAGGACAGGAUAAAGCAGAUGAACCAAGAGUCAAGCCAAAUGUAGCUGCCGCUAGCAACCAAGAUCUUGCCCCUCAAGAUGGCGGAUCACUGCCAGACAACCCUGCACCUGAGGUGGUGAAGCAUCGCCGGCCCUUCUCCAGAGCAGCUGGUAACAGACCCAGAGCUUACAAGGUAAAAACAUCACAAAGCUUUCCCUCCUCGCCUUCAGUGCGUCACCGAAUCGAACCUGGGCAAAGUUGUUUUUUGGUGUUUUUGGCUCAUAUUGGUAGUCUGUUGAACUUCCAUUUAGGUGGUGAAGAUUCAACAGUUCAAAAACGCUGCUGAAGAAGAAAGAAAUGUAUCGAUUAACUGACAGUCUGAGUAAUCAUAAUUUAAACAACAAACACCUCCAAAUAUUUUCACUGAAUACUUUGCCCAGGUUUGAAUCUCACUGUUUGUCUCGUUUUAAUUCAAUUGUUCGUUGGAAUGAAUGUUUCUAAUAAUAACAUCUUUCAGCCUUGCUCAUCUUCUGUUUCCUCUACUUCAUGUUAAACACCUUGCAUGUACUUCACCCCACACUUUAUACAUUCUGUACAAAUUAGGUUCAGGAUAGAGUGCAGCCUAUUUUUCUUUGGUAGAAGCAGAGCAUACACUCCCAGUUUAGCUUCUGUUUGAGGCAGCAUUUUAAUGGUGACCUUUUUGUUUUGAUCAGAAUCUGAUACAUAAUCUAUAUCUUGAUCAGCUUUACUGGGGAAAAAAAAGGUCCAAAUAAUAACCAUUAAGAAUUAGCCAUUAAUUACUUUACACAUGAGUUUAUUUUCUCCUGUGAUCAUACAUUUACAUAAGAAGCAUUGUGCACACGUGUUUACACAGGAAGAGGAAAAAUAGCCAAUCGCAGAGGAAAAUAAUUUAAUCUAAUCCUUUCAAAAUCACACUUCCAUGGAGCCUCUAUUUACUAUCGCUUUCUAACACUCCUAAUGGACUGGCUGCACAUUUUGACAUGUCAGGAAACUCACUGGAUAUUAAUGAUAGCUGCAUUCCACUUAGAGGAGGUCCUGCUGUUGUGUGUUCUGGCUCGCUGUCACUGGGACACUUAAUGGAACCGAGUCGUUGUACAGCCGGUUCAUUUCAGUGUUGAAAGCGCUGUCAGUCACACUGUGUCAUAACUAGCUAAGAUGAAGCAUAAACCUUGGCUGUGCUGCCUCACUCUUCGCUUCUGCUUAUUCUAGUUGGCAUGUACAUUCUUCAAAUCACAUGCCAGUCUCAUGUAGAAAACAGUUCGUUUGUCCACUGCCUUUUGCUUUUUC